AUGUCUCUGUCCACUGACCGCGAUCAUCAAGGUGACGUGGACUGGGAGGAGCUCCCCCAAAACCAGAGUCUGCUUGGUGUGGGUGUGGUAUCGGAUGAGACACCAGCAUGCCAGCUUUGUCGCAAGAAAAAAGCAAAAUGCUCUAGACAACAGCCAUGCUCUCAGUGCGUCAAAUCAGGGGUGGACUGCGUGUAUGAAGACAAACGCGCCAAAGGUGGCGUCAAAAUCGGUGUCAUAGAGCGUCUAAGCCAACGCAUUGACACAAUUGAGCACAUGUUUCUAGGGCAGAGCAUUUUGAUGCAGCAGCUCAUGAAGGGACAGAAUACAGUGAAGCCGGACUCGUUUGUUCAAAGCUUCGCGUCCACCGACUUUGCCGCGUCUACAGAAAGAGUCAAACAGGCUCUGUCGGACGUCGCAGCUUUUACUAAAGAGACAGAUAAUGUUGGUGCGUCGGAGAGCGCUGACAUCGCUUCAACCAGCAGAAAACGAGUGAAAAAGGAUGAGCCAAACGUCGUUGAUCUUCCACAAAAGAGAGUAUGCGUGGCUAUGAGUACCGGAUACAUCACCCCGCAACUUGCACCUGUUGAUACCAUUCUGGAAGUCUACUUCAAGAUGAUACAUCCUUGGAUGCCAGUAAUACACACGGCAACAUUUCUGCGGAGAGCGCGCGAGCCAGACAGAUCACCCGGGGUUACCCUCAUAUUGCAGGCCAUCACUGCGUUGGCCUUGCCAUAUUCUGUAUCAGCCGAGACCGUCCAUGCUCAAGACCUGCACACCCAUGUAUCACAGCUGCGCCAAGAUGUCGUCGUUUCAGCAAUAGAGAGCAGCUCAAAAGAGGCCAUACAGGCUUUAAUCCUGGUUGCAUUCGAUACCAUCAAGCGAGGGUUAAGCUGCUCACCGUGGUCCCUCGUCUCCAUUAUCUGUCGGAAGAUUGAGGGACUGCAGCUCAAUGCAGAAGAGAAGAGAGACGAACACCAUGUGGCUGCCUUUUUCUCACAGCCUACAAAGCCACUGGAUCCGCCAACCAUGUGGACAGAGGUGGAAGAGCGACGCCGCGUCUUUUGGGGCGCGUUCCUCCUCGAUAGGUUCUGUAGUAUUGCCACUGGAUCAAACCCCAACAUCUCUAGCAGGAGCAUUCAAAGACGAUUGCCAUGCGAUGGGUAUCUGUGGGAGGGCGACCAUUGCGUCGAAACAUCCUUCUUUAAGAUACACGACCAAACUCAAGAGGAUAUGGAGGCCAAUGCCGACACGGAGGAGCAACCGUUUCCACUGGUGUAUAACGAGUCGGAAGGGCCGAGUGUAAUUGGUGGGUUGGCCUACACAAUCGAAGCUACAGAGUCCCUGUUUCUGGUCAAUAAGUUCCACGAGCGGCAACCACUCCAACCGGACAGCGCAUCGCAGCUCUCAAGUUGGUUGCACAAAUUUCGGCAGCUCGAUUCACGUCUCCUACAAUGGGAGCUGUGCUUGACACACCGCUGGCGAGAAGUCCGCGUGGUGGAUGGCUACAUAGACCCGAAUUUGACGAUGGCGCACAUGACGCACAAUGCGGCCAUCGUAACUCUCCACAGUCGCCUUGCGACUCCACCGCGACAAGCACGGGUUUGGCUCUCUUCACUCGUGUCGGGCGCGUCCAAGGAAGCUUGUGUGAUGGCUUCGAUCAAGAUUGAUCGCAUUGCACGGCGCUUCUUGGACGCGAGCACCGGGAUCCCACCGCAUCAAUUCGCGCUUUGCAUAUAUAUCGCUGCCAAGACAUUAAUUCGUACGUUGCACCUAUCUGACAUGAAGCCUCGUCUUGCUGAUCUUCUAUGCGAUGAAGAAUGGAAUACCACAAGGCUGUCUGAAACCGUUACGUCGCUUCUUGCGCUGCUUCUGGAGGUGUCCAACAGGAUCUCAGGUACAAGCGAGAAGGGACAGAGCCCAACUACAGAGGACCCGGCAAUAAGACUUCGCACGGAACUCAUCGCACAGAGAGAGUCGGCAAACGACAAUGGUACCAAAAACGCGGCAUUGAGUGCAGUACCAGGGCUGGAGAUGACAGCUCCCACUGAGCAGCCGCUGAUGAACAUGGUGGACUUUUCCGCCAUGCUGCACUCCUUUUCAACGUCUCCGUCUAGCGGCGGCAGCGUGUUUGGCAUGAACUUUUUCGACCACGAGUCUCCGGUGGAUUUUGAUCGAGGUCUCCUGACCGGCCAGCAGCCGUCAUUGCAAAACCCGAACAACGAGGACAGCCAGCUUGAAAAUGGCGCGAGGGAGUCUGAGGUGAGUUUUGAUUUCAUGGCCGAGCUUCGAAAGCUUGAAUCGAGAGCGCGAGAGCAAGGCAGAAAGCUACGAGGACAGCCGGAGCAGAGUCAUGUCAAGUAA
Cordyceps militaris CM01 is the source of this 2361-nucleotide messenger RNA. Its product is annotated as C6 transcription factor, putative. The transcript is spliced from 6 exons. Gene Ontology annotation, cellular component: nucleus. Lineage: Eukaryota; Fungi; Ascomycota; Sordariomycetes; Hypocreales; Cordycipitaceae. The coding region runs from base 1 to 2361 and encodes 786 amino acids. The record is from RefSeq and is a predicted model, not a curated record. Gene Ontology annotation, molecular function: zinc ion binding; DNA binding; DNA-binding transcription factor activity, RNA polymerase II-specific. Gene Ontology annotation, biological process: DNA-templated transcription; regulation of DNA-templated transcription.